AUGAAGGUAUCUCACGUCGUUGUUUCUGGAGCGUUAUUGGGGAGCCCUGCCUAUGGCAUGUGGUUUCGUCGGGAAGCGGUUGACCCCGUGGCGGGCGCCGCUCCCCCCGCCAACGCUGCCAAUCCUCCCGCCGCUGCCCCAGCCGCCGCCGCCGCCACGACUCCAGCUGCUGGCGCCGCCGCUGCUGCUACCACUCCGGCAGCGGGUGCUGCUGCUGCCACUACUCCGGCAGCGGGUGCUGCUGCUGCCACUACUCCGGCUGCUGGCGCCGCCGCUGCCACCACGCCCGCCGCCGGAGCCGCUGCCGCGACGACCCCAGCUGCGGGCGCCGCCAAUACCACUCCAGCUGCGGGCGCCGCCGCUACCACUCCCGCCGCCGCCGCCGCUGCCGCCACUACUACUACCCCCGCUGCCGGCGCCGCCACCACCACGCCGGCGGCAGCAGCUGACCCUGCCACCGCGAAGACCACCACUCCCGCCGCCGCUGGUGCUGCUACCGCUAAGACCACCACCCCGGCGGCCGAUGCGGCUGCUACUGCCAAAACCACCACCACCCCGGCGACUGACCCCGCUGCCGCUGCCAAAACCACCACUACCCCUGCUGCCGCCGACCCUGCGGCUACCACUCCCGCAGCGGCUGAUCCUGCUGCCACCACUCCUGCUGCCGGUGCCGCUACCACGACGCCCGGUGUUGCUGGCGCCGCGACCACUCCCGCGACCGGCACUGCCACUACUCCGGUUGCCCCUGGCACGUCCGGCGUCUCCGCGUCGCUGACGUCGAAGAUCACUGGUGCCGGUACCCCUGGCGCUCCUGCUGCGGGUGGUCUUGCCACCUACCCUGCCGCGGGCGGGGUGUCCGAUGACCCCACCACCAAGUCGUUGACGUUUGUCACGCUGAGGGUGAUGCGCUCGAACACCGCUGACCCCAACUACACUCAACCGACUGCCUCCAAUGUCUCGAACCAAGUCAACGCGGCCGGUACGCACACGGUGCCCAUUUAUAUGAUGCUCGCGUUGGGCGGCAUUUCGGCUGCGAUGGGUUUAAUUUAG
Messenger RNA from Diutina rugosa, 1050 nucleotides. RefSeq lists its product as uncharacterized. Bases 1 to 1050 code for a protein of 349 amino acids. The transcript has a single exon. The record is from RefSeq and is a predicted model, not a curated record. NCBI's taxonomy places the organism in Eukaryota, Fungi, Ascomycota, Pichiomycetes, Serinales, Debaryomycetaceae.